UCCAAAGGAUGGAUGGCCAGCAGGGCAAGGGAGAGAAUUCUGCCCCUCUGCUCUGGUGAGACCUCACCUGAAGCCCUGCGUUCAGUUCUGUAGUCCUCAGCACAGGAAAGACUUGGAGCAAGUCCAGAGAACAGACUGAGAGAGUUGGGGUUGUUCAGCCUGGAGAAGAGAAGGCUCCAAGGAGACCUUAUAGCGACCUUCCAGUAUUGAGGGGGACUCCAGGAAAGCUGGGGAGGGCUUUUGAUCAGGGAAUGCAGGGAUAGGAUGAAGGGAAACGGUUUGAAGUUGAAAGAGGGGAGACUGAGAUGAGAUCUUGGGAAGAAAUGCUUUCCUAUGAGGGCAGUGAGGCCCUGGCCCAGGUUGCCCAGAGCAGUGGUGGCUGCCCCAUCCCUGGAGGGGUUCCAGGCCAGGUUGGAUGGGGCUUGGAGCCCCUGAGCCAGUGGGAGGUGUCCCUGCCCAUGGCAGCGGCUGGAACUGGAUAGUCUUUGAGGUCCUGUACAACCCAAACCAUUCUAUGGCUCCUCUGGGGGCACCACGCUAUGUAGUGCGGAUAUCGAACAGCCAACUUGAGGGAAAAGGGCUGAGUAAAACAAGUUUAGUGAUGCCUUAAUCAGGUAGAGUGAGCCAUGAGCUAAUAACGGUGUAAGUGCAGGCCCUCCCUGAAAAGCCUUCUCUGCCCAGUGUAAUUGCUGUGGCUUUGUGUUGGUGUUAUUAGGAAUUAUGCUCUAGUAAGUAAUUUCUGUAUAAAUUAAAACAAUCAGAUUUGACCAAACCCUGUCCAGGCCUGGUGGCUGCUUGUUUCCAAGCCUUGCCAUGAACCAGGGGUUUGCUCCUUUUCCUGAAGUGCUUCAAAAGCGUAUUGGUAGUUAAAACACUCGGCUGUGAGUUCCUGUGUUAGUAUAAUAGCAUAAGAGUUGGAUAAGGAAAUGGUAAACAUUCUAGGCUAAUUGUUGUUAAUUUAUAGAUGUCCAGCUUAAAUGUGUGUUGAAAGUAGAGCUUUUUUCCUUCUACAGAAGAGAAAUGGAUAGAAACUUCCCCUGGUUUUCUUUUGUUUUGUUUUAGAACUCUGUUUCUCAGACUGAAAUUAAGCAGUGUCACUGUUCUAGUGAUGCUUCUGCUCCAUGUGAUGCUCCCAAUACAUGUGCAUUUUUUAAUCCAGGCGCCUCCAAAAGCUGUACCAAAGACUAUUGAAAACCAGAGAGUGUAUGACGAAACAACUGUAGAUCCCAACGAUGAAGAGGUUGCUUUUGAUGAAGCAACUGAUGAGUUUGCACCAUACUUCAACAGACAGACAGUUCCCAAGAUUCUUAUUACAACGUCAGACAGACCUCGUGGGAGAACGGUGAGGUUCUGUGAACAGCUGUCUACAGUGAUACCAAACUCGCACGUCUACUACCGACGAGGACUGGCUCUGAAAAGAAUUAUUCCACAGUGCAUUGCAAGGGACUUUACAGAUUUAAUAGUCAUUAAUGAAGAUCGCAAAAUACCAAAUGGUCUUGUUCUAAGUCACCUGCCUGAUGGCCCAACCGCUCAUUUUAGGAUGAGUAGCGUCCGUUUGCGUAAAGAAAUUAAGCGAAAGGGGAAGGAGCCCACGGAACACGUACCUGAAGUCAUCCUGAACAAUUUUACAACGCGCCUUGGCCAUUCUGUUGGUCGCAUGUUUGCUUCGCUCUUCCCACACGAUCCUCAGUUCAUUGGAAGACAAGUGGCAACAUUUCACAACCAGAGAGACUACAUCUUUUUCAGAUUCCACAGAUACAUCUUUAAGAGUGAAAAGAAAGUGGGAAUUCAAGAACUUGGGCCACGUUUUACAUUAAAGCUGAGGUCUCUUCAGAAAGGAACCUUUGAUUCCAAGUUUGGAGAAUAUGAAUGGAUUCAUAAGCGCCGAGAAAUGGACAUGAACAGGAGAAAAUUUCACUUAUAAGGGACAGCUCCCUGCCAGUGGCUGCUGACCAGAAAUGCAACUGCUUUGAACUAUGGAUUAUCUCAGACUCUUGCCUAAUGAUAAUGAUACAAACAGUAUCUGUCUGCAGAAAAAGAAACUGCAAACAUUAAAACUUCUACAGGAGCAGAUCAAGCACCAUCUGUCUUCCUAAGUACCUAAAUCCAGCAUGAAAAGGACAGUGACUUUCCCGUUUAACAGAAAAAAACCAUGGCAAUAUCGGAGCAGGCUGUAAUUUAGUUAUCACUCAAGAUCUGCCAUGGCUGCUGCUCUGCUGUAGGGUUAAAAUAUACUUUUCAACAUCAAAGACAUUAAAUAUUUUGGCUGAAGUUAUUUUAAAAAUAAAGUAUUUCUAGUUAUACAGCUUUAUUUUUUCUGUUAAGCAGCUAAACCCAGACCUCUUCCAUUAAUCAGGUAAGAGCUAAGUAUUUUAAGCCUCCAACUUCCAGUACGCUGUUCCCUGACAUUAUGGUGAUAGUUUUUUGAGACCAUUUCUUGAACACCAAGUAGGCUGCGUGCAAUGCAGGAAGUCUGUGGUGUUUUAUUUCAUCAACAUCUUGCAUAAAGUAGCAAUAUUGCUGAAGGUACAAAGAUUAGAUGUUUCGCUCCCUAUAAGCAUCUCUUCUUUAAAUGUCAUUUUUAGAAGAGACUAUACCCAAAGCAGUUGGUAGUCUUGUAUAGAAAAAGAAUUAAGGGCCAAUGGGAAGGAAUUUGUAAGGCUGGCUUUCAGGAAGUCCCUAAGCUCGUUUCAUCAAAAAAUGCUGCUCAGUUGAACAUGUGAGGUCACCGGGCAGGGUUUUUCCUAUUAAAAUCUUCAAAAUGCUUCUUCAGCUUCAGCGCUGUACUCGGGUUGGUGUUACCUGCAGAAUAAGGUACUGUUCUGCCUGAAGUUUGCACAUUCACUGGCAGCUAAAAAGCAAAGUUUUCCUUGAAUUACUUUCCUUUCACGGGCAGCUAUAAUCAUAUUUAGGUAAAUGUGAAAAAGCACUGAAGAUGGGUCAUAGUAAAUCAUAUACUAAGGAAGAAUUACUCUUCAAGAUAAAGAAUGAAGUUACUCUGUCUUUUCUUAAUGUCUGAUAUGAGACAGCGGUAUAAUUGAACUACAAUGGCCAAAAAAAGGUUUUUCUGUCCUCCUAUUACACUUCCGAGUACAGUGAUGAAGCCCCAAGUUCUGUGAGGCAACCAAGCAAACUU
Molecule: messenger RNA, 3136 nt
Organism: Cuculus canorus (common cuckoo)
Lineage: Eukaryota; Metazoa; Chordata; Aves; Cuculiformes; Cuculidae
Gene: RPF1
Product: ribosome production factor 1 homolog
Exons: 8
Coding region: 1109-1924 (271 amino acids)
Biological process (GO): maturation of LSU-rRNA; maturation of 5.8S rRNA
Cellular component (GO): preribosome, large subunit precursor; nucleolus
Molecular function (GO): rRNA primary transcript binding
Source: RefSeq, a predicted model, not a curated record